AUGGCGUUGCCUCUGAAAGAAUUCGUCCACUCCCUUGAUUUACAGACCCUUCCCAGGAUCCUGGAAAUCCAGUCAGGAUUCUAUUUGGAAGGUUCUGCUUAUGAAAUGGUUGAAAAUCUAUGCUCUUUAUCAACUGGAGAAGUUAUCAAAUGUAUUGGUCUUAAAAUUAAGAAAAUAAUAGCUGAAAUUUGUGGUUGUGAAUCUUCUCAUUUAUUAGAACUGCCUAUGAAUUUUCCAGGUCUUUUUAAAGUUAUACCUGAUAAAACUCCCUACCAUACUUUGGAAGAAAUUACAAGGACUGUCAAAAUCGGAUCCAACAGACUAGGACAUCCUAGCUUCUAUCAUCAGAAGGAUAUAAAAUUAGAAGGUUUCAUUGUGAAGCGUGGUGAAAAAAUCACACUCAACUCAGUUGAAGAGAUCAAUGGAGAAAGAGUGGUGAAAUGUGGAGUGAAAAGGAGGCAUCAAAAUCACUCAUUUACUCUGCCUUUAUCACUAGAAGGCGAAUUCUAUGAAUAUGAAGAUGAAUACAUUUAUACUCUAAAGGAGAUUGUUGAAUGGAAGAUCUCCAAGAACAGAACAAGAAUUGUGAAAUUUAUUGGUAUUUCAAAUACCUGGGACUUAAUAAGGCCAUUCCCUACAGGUUUAAAUGGUACUAUGAUACUGAAGCCAGUUUAUGAAAUUCAGUGUUUGAUGAAAUCCCAAAAGAAUAUAUUUCACAUUCUCUCUAAUUUAGAUGUUGAAGUCAAAGACAUUACUGACUCUUAUGAUGGUAAUGAGUUUUUUCAGUUCUUAUCGACACAAGAUAUUUUUAAAAUGAGCUGUCAAGAUUUCCCCUUAGUGGCUGAAGUUAUAGAAGCCCCACAAGGCAGCCAAUUGCCUCCAGGCAUUUUACAACAUGGUAAAAGGAUCAUAAUCCACAAUAAGUAUCAUGAAUCAAGGAUCCUAGCAUCAGAAAUUACAAGCAAUUUUCCUAAAAGACACUUCUUGAUCCCCACUAGCUACAAAGGUAAAUUCAAACGUAGACCUCGGAAGUUCCCAACAGCCUAUGACCUUUUAAUAGCAAAGAGUGCAAAGGAUCCUCUCCACGUGGUGGCCACCAAAGCCUUUAUUCCCCCUUAUGAUGAGCUAUCAUCAGUGUCUGUGGGUGAUCAAUUUAUAGUGCAUCACUCACGGACUAUUGAAGUUCUCCAUGAAGGAAUUAAAAAGUCAAUAAAUGUCCUCACCUGUGAAAAAGUCCUCACAAAUCCUCAAGAGACAGCACUGCUUCCUUUGUACAUGGAAGGAGGUUUUGUUGAGGUGGUUCAUGAUACAGAACAGUACCAGAUUUUGACGCUUAUCACCCAGUUUUGUUUCCCUUUCAAUGUGAAGGUAUCUGUGAGAGAUCUUUCCAUUGAAGAAGACAUUUUGGCUGCAAUACCUGGACUGCAGUUGGAGGAAGCCAUCACAGACUCUUACUUACUCAUAAGCGACUUUGCCAAUCCCAAAGAAUGCUGGGAAAUUCCUGUCAAUCGCUUGAAUAUGUUUGUGAUGAUCAUUAGGCAUUUUCCUAAGGAUUCAAGAUCACUUCUAGCCAGGUCUCUUGUGGAAAAACUCACUGAAGAGCAGUAUUACAUGAUAAGAAGAUAUGAAAACUCUUUCUUACAUCCCCCACCACUUCCUCCCAAACAUCGUUCAGUGGAAGAAACAAAGUUAUCCAUUGCAGAACAAAGAAGAUAAGGUCAACCUCAGACUCCCAAGGAAAUGUUCUCUGGGAAAAUGAGGAUGAACACCAGUUAUUAUGGUUUCCCGCCUCCUCUCCCAUCUGUAGAGUCAAAUAGGAGCAAUCAGGGUAUUGCAGGACUCGACCGCCAGGAGGCGCUAAUCACGCUUCAUGCGGGCUCCGCUCAUCAUUUUUCUCGCUGCCCUCCUUAUGAGGAAGAGGAAGAGAUUUAUAUCCAAAAGGAGUGGAAUUGA
Suncus etruscus (white-toothed pygmy shrew) is the source of this 1953-nucleotide messenger RNA. It is a transcript of the gene THEMIS, whose product is annotated as thymocyte selection associated. Gene Ontology annotation, biological process: T cell receptor signaling pathway. NCBI's taxonomy places the organism in Eukaryota, Metazoa, Chordata, Mammalia, Eulipotyphla, Soricidae. The record is from RefSeq and is a predicted model, not a curated record. The transcript has 7 exons.